UAAUUGGAUGUUCUCGAGAUUAUGGUCCAAUUUUCAGCGAAUGUUCUGUUAUGAUAGAGGAUAAAAUAUGGCAUUAUGUGUAUUUAGAAUCACAACAUUAUGAAAAACGACUUACAUCUAAUAAUUGGAAUCUUUUAAUGGAUGAAUUUGAAGCUGAAUACAAGCAUGCAUUUAUAGAGAUAUUAGUCCUAUUAGAACCUGAAAGAGCUUCAAGAUCUUCCUAG
This is a messenger RNA of Dentiscutata erythropus, 224 nucleotides long. The record is from the annotation of a GenBank genome assembly. NCBI's taxonomy places the organism in Eukaryota, Fungi, Glomeromycota, Glomeromycetes, Diversisporales, Gigasporaceae.